CCUGACGGUUUAUCCUCCAUUUUUCCCACCACUGCACCCCAUGAAUCCAAUCAACUGAAAACUUCUGAAACCCAAAUCAAAGCUUCGAUUCGCGAGAAUGCAUCCAAGAAAGCUUCUCCUUUUCUCUCUUCUCUCCAUCAUCUUCCAUCUUUCAAGCUCAUCAUCAUCAUCAGAAGCCUUCAGCUUUGACUUCCCAUAUUUCACUCUCAGGAAUCUCACCCUUCUUGGCGACUCCUAUCUAAGAAACGGCGUCGUAGGCCUCACCAGAGAGCUCGGAGUCCCGUCGUCGAGUUCGGGUUCGGUAAUCUACAACAACCCAAUUCGUUUCUUUGAUAAAGAUUCAAACGCCACUGCUUCUUUUUCCACCAAAUUUUCGUUUUCAAUCGACAAUGUUAACCCGGCGUCGUUUGGGGAUGGAUUGGCCUUCUUUAUCUCCCCUGAUAACCAGACUUUGGGGAGCCCGGGAGGGUUUUUGGGGCUAGUGAAUUCCUCGCAGUUUACCAAGAACAAAUUUGUGGCUGUGGAGUUUGAUACGAGGCAGGAUUUGCAUUUCAAUGAUCCUGAUGGGAAUCAUGUGGGAUUGGAUAUCGAAAGCCUCGUGUCGAUCAAGACUGCCAAUGUGAUGCAGGCAGGCAUCAAUUUGAAGAGUGGGGAUUGGAUUACAGUUUGGAUUGAUUACAAGAAUGAGGAGAAGAAGCUGGAGGUUUUCUUGAGCCAAUCAAAUUCCAAGCCUGAAAUUGCCUUACUGACAGUUGAUAUUGAUCUGUGUGGGUUCCUAAAGGAGUUUAUGUAUGUAGGGUUUUCAGGUUCUACUGAGGGGAGCACAGAGUUGCAUUAUAUUGAGAGCUGGAGUUUUCAGAGCUCUGGGUUUAAGGAAUUGAGGCCAAGAAUUCACCCAAAUAAUGUGGCUGUUAAUUCUGUUCCUCCCUUGAAGGCUCCUCCCAUUCCUGUUUCUGAUUCUGCAGGGAAUAGUUAUCACAAGAGGCUAGGUUUGGGGCUUGGGAUUGCUUGCCCAGCCUUCUUCUGUGCUGUUCUUGCAGUAUUUGGUUGGGUUUCUGUGAAGAGAUGGAAGGGGAUGAAGAAGACAGAGAAGGGCUUCAAAGCAGAUCUUGUGACACAUCCCAGACAGUUCAGUUACAAGGAGCUAAAUGCAGCCACUAGAUGGUUCAAUUCCAGCAGGAUUAUAGGGCAUGGAUCAUUUGGCACUGUGUACAAGGCGUUUUUCGUGGAUUCGGGGAAUAUAGCUGCAGUGAAAAGAUCAAAGCAUGCACACGAGAGUAGAACCGAGUUCAUUGCAGAAUUGACAAUUAUAGCUAGCUUGAGGCACAAAAACCUAGUUCAGCUCCAAGGGUGGUGUGUUGAGAAGGAUGAAUUGCUUCUUGUGUAUGAGUUUAUGCCAAAUGGGAGUCUUGAUAAGGUGCUAUAUGAAGAAUCUGAGCAAGGGUACCCUCUUAGAUGGCCUUACAGAUACAAUAUCGCGGUUGGGUUAGCCUCAGUUCUCACCUACCUGCAUCAAGAAUGUGAGCAGCAGGUGAUCCACAGGGACAUAAAAGCCAGCAACAUAAUGCUGGACUCGGGCUAUAACGCGAGGCUGGGAGAUUUUGGUUUGGCCAGGCUUCUGGAUCACGACAAGAGUCCUGUCUCGACCCUCACAGCUGGAACGAUGGGGUACCUUGCACCUGAAUAUCUUCAGUAUGGGACAGCAACCGAAAAGACUGAUGUCUUCAGCUAUGGUGUGGUUAUUCUGGAAGUGGCUUGUGGGAGGAGGCCUAUUGUGAGGGAAGGAGAAGGCGAGAAAAUGGCGAAUUUGGUCGAUUGGGUUUGGAGGCUCCACUCUCAAGGAAGGAUAAUCGAAGCAGCAGAUAAAAGGCUUGGUGGGGAAUUCAGAGAGGAGGAAAUGAAGAAACUGCUUCUUGUAGGCCUAAGCUGUGCAAAUCCUGAUAGCAAUGAAAGGCCUUCCAUGAGAAGAGUUUUUCAAAUUCUUAGCAAUGAAGCUGAUGCUGUGGAUGUUCCAAGAGUUAAGCCUACUCUCACUUUCUCUAAAAGUCUCCCACUUAGCAUCGAUGACAUCUUUUCUGACAACGAAGAUUGCAGGGAUCAUGGAAGCCCCAUAGAGAUCAAACUCAAAUGAAGAUACACACUUGGUUUAGUUUCCUCAAAUUUCAUGUUUCCUUAAUUCAUUGUUGUUCUUUUUCUGCAACUAAUAGGAGGUUAGCUGGUAAAUUCUUUCUUAGCUUCAUUCACAGAUUGUAAGAUGAGAUGAUAUAAGCUUAGAGCCUGAGUUCAAAGCCAUUCCA
Ipomoea triloba (trilobed morning glory) is the source of this 2297-nucleotide messenger RNA. Its product is annotated as probable L-type lectin-domain containing receptor kinase S.7. The record is from RefSeq and is a predicted model, not a curated record. Gene Ontology annotation, biological process: protein phosphorylation. Lineage: Eukaryota; Viridiplantae; Streptophyta; Magnoliopsida; Solanales; Convolvulaceae. Gene Ontology annotation, cellular component: plasma membrane. Gene Ontology annotation, molecular function: carbohydrate binding; ATP binding; protein kinase activity. The transcript has a single exon. The coding region runs from base 98 to 2131 and encodes 677 amino acids.